GAAGACAUGGCGUCACGACUCACAAACAGUUCGAGGUCGAGAUGUGAGGUUUAGUCUGUGUUUUUCUGAAUAACGGGAUGGGUUUAAGGCUGAUAUAGUGUCAGAAUGGAAAUUAUGGCUGUGAACAUGCUGACUGCUUCCCCUCCUACGGCCACGCUGCCCCCAUCACCGUGUUCAGAAGACCCUGUCCUGCCACUAGGGAGUCUGGACAGUGAAGACUAUGUGUUUGUAGAGCCUCGUCAUCCCAACAAGGUGCUGGAGGGACUGAACAGCCUGCGGCUUAAUAACGCCUUCUGUGAUGUUACUCUCUGCUGUGGAGGGCAGGAGUUCCCCUGUCACCGCAUAGUGCUGGCCUCCUUCAGCUCCUACUUUCAGGCAAUGUUCUCCACUGACCUCAUGGAGUCGCGGCAAGAGCGGGUGGCCAUUAAUGGUGUGGAGCCGCAGAUGAUCGGCAUGCUGGUCAGCUAUGCCUACACGGCGGAGGUGGUGAUAUCGAGGGCCAACGUGCAGGCCCUGCUUGCUGCUGCUAACCUUCUGGAUGUGAUGGCUGUGCGAGAGGCCUGCUGCAGGUUCAUGGAGAGGCAGAUGGAUGAGAUUAACUGUGUGGGUAUCCACUGCUUUGCCGAGGCUCACUCGUGUAAGGAACUGGAGCAGCGCAGCAUGGAGUACAUCCAGCAGCACUUCAGCAAUGUCUGCCAGCAGGAGGAGUUUCUUUCUCUGUGUGCUGAUAAACUCACUGAAAUCAUCUCCAGUGAUCACCUCAAUGUGCCAAAGGAGGAGACAGUGUUUGAGGCUGCCAUGCUGUGGUUAGAGAAGAGCGCCUCCCGCAGGCAGAGCUUUGAAAAGGUGCUCGAACACAUCCGGUUGCCCCUGAUCAGCCCCUACUACAUUCACGAUGUGAUUGAGUCUCUGGAUGUGGUGAAAGAAUCUCUGAAGUGCCAGAAACUGAUCUCAGAAGCCAAGGACUACCUCCUGCUCCAGGACCGCAGAGGAGAACUCUACAGUCCCAGAGCCCGACCUCGGAGAGCCACAGGCACAGCUGAGGUAAUAGUGACAGUUGGAGGGGAGGAUGAUAAGGUGGUGCUGCGGAGCGUGGAGAGCUUUGACCCGUUAACCAGUCAGUGGAAAAGCCUGGCUUGCCUUCCCUUUGCUGUCAGCAAGCAUGGCCUAGUGGUGUCAGGUUGUAUGCUGUAUCUGGCUGGUGGUGAAUUCCCAGAUGGCUCAGCCAGCAGAGAAAUGUGGCGUUACGACCCCUGCUUUGACUCCUGGUUAGAGAUGGCACCCAUGAAUGUGGCGAGAUCAGAAUUAGGUCUGGUGAUGCUGGACGGGUAUGUGUUUGCAGUAGGAGGCUGGGAGGGCCGCUCUCGUCUGGACUCGGUAGAGUGCUACAAUCCUCACACUAAUACCUGGCAGUUUGUGGAGUCUGUCAAAAUGGCGGUUACUAGUCCUGCUGUGGUUGCACUGGAUGGACUGCUUUACGUCACUGGAGGCGCUGUUCUGGAAGACGGAGAUGGAACUGACCUAGCGCAGGUAUACAACCCUAAGACUCGUGUUUGGACAGAGGUCGCCCCCAUGCAGAUUGCACGCUCUGGGUCUGCAGCCUGCACCCUGAGGGGCAAGAUCUAUGUGAUAGGUGGUUGGCACGCCUCCACAGAAAAUACUGAUAAAGUGGAAUGCUAUGACCCCAAGAGCAACAAGUGGACCAUGUGUGCUCCAAUGAAGGAACGGCGCUAUCGGCCUGGAGUCGCUGUUGUGGAUGGGAAAAUCUAUGUGUUAGGAGGAGAAGAGGGCUGGGACAGGUACCAUGACACCAUCGAGCGGUACUGUGAAGAUACUGAUAGCUGGGAAAUCGUGGGCGAGAUGCCCACCAGUCGUAGCUGGCUGAGCUGCGUGUCGCUACAGCUGAGGAAAGACACCCACGCCGCCAGCCAUCCCGGUACUGCCUCCGAGACAGAGUUCCCCGUGGACUGAGGCCAUCAGGUGCCUUUGUGCAUUAAAGCCUUGUGCUCCAUGUGCCUACCACACCCAGCAAACACUGCGUCUGAGUGUGCCUGAGAGAAGGCCGGGAGGGCUGCUCUUGAAGUGCUCGCCAGAUGUAGUUUUCAGUUUGCCGCUUGGCUGUGGAAAACGGGACACGCCAACCCACUGACCGGUCUUAAAGAACUAGUUGUGUGGUAAUCUGUCCUCUGGGUCCCUUUUGUGACGGUGGAUGGAUAGAAAUCAGUGGUUUUGUGUAAGGGUGUGUGUGUACCCUCAGUCAUGUACAUCAUCUCCCUGUGAAAAUCUGUGAAAAAAAGCCUCUACAGGGCUUCAUGUGUUAGCGCUGAGCACCUCAUGAUUGUGGAGUAACGAUGUGGUUUUGACCUUAACAGUCGUGAAGUAUUUUUGUAACCCGUUUUGAAUGGUGUUUUUUGUAUUUAUUAGUUUUUUUCAAUGUUAGACAUUGUAUGGAAAUAAGUUAUCUAGAAAGCACUUCCAAUUGAGACUAAUACAUGAUCUAAAUGUAAGAAUUACAUUAUAUCAUUGGUGUCACACAAGAACCAUGGCAACUGUACAGAAGAAGAAAAAAUAACAGUAGAUAUGAAGAUCAAA
Messenger RNA from Astyanax mexicanus (Mexican tetra), 2592 nucleotides. Its product is annotated as kelch-like protein 20. Gene Ontology annotation, molecular function: protein binding. The transcript is spliced from 11 exons. The record is from RefSeq and is a predicted model, not a curated record. Lineage: Eukaryota; Metazoa; Chordata; Actinopteri; Characiformes; Acestrorhamphidae. The coding region runs from base 106 to 1971 and encodes 621 amino acids.